Sabethes cyaneus is the source of this 2851-nucleotide messenger RNA. RefSeq names its product splicing factor 3B subunit 2 (gene Sf3b2). Gene Ontology annotation, biological process: mRNA splicing, via spliceosome. Bases 134 to 2758 code for a protein of 874 amino acids. The transcript has 5 exons. The record is from RefSeq and is a predicted model, not a curated record. Gene Ontology annotation, cellular component: catalytic step 2 spliceosome; nucleus; U2-type spliceosomal complex. NCBI's taxonomy places the organism in Eukaryota, Metazoa, Arthropoda, Insecta, Diptera, Culicidae.
CGCGACCACCGCGACUUUGAGUGCGAUCGGACCGCGAUUAAAAAAUAUAGUGAAAAUUAUUAUAUAUUGUGUUGUAAAUCAGUGAAAAGCAUUUUAAGUCUAGCAAUUUAAUGACCAAAAAGUAGUUGCAGUUAUGGAGAACAAUUCCGAGCAGGCUAAUACAAAUCCGGUGACAAUGCUUCCGCCGCCUCCUCCGCCACCGGGAAUGCUACUGGGGGGUCCAAAUUGGCCUGCUGGCCAGGAACAUCCAUCUUUAAUUGGACCGCCCUCCGGAAUAGCACCACUGAUGGCAACUCCUGUGGGUCCACCGUCACUAAUGGGAGCCCCACCGGGUGUCCCUGGAACGAUAAUGGGUGCACCGCCUGGAGUAGGCAACCCUCCAUUGAUGGUAACACCAGGAAAUACGUCUCAAAUGGGUCCACCUGGAACCCAUCCGCUACCGGUGGAGGGAAAUUCGAAUGAUCCUAGCAAGAAUCCGCCAGCUUUGAUGUCACUAAACUUAGAUAAUCCAGAACAAGAAGCUCCGAAAAAACCUUCUGAAUUGGUUCUCCCGAAAGCGUUGGAAGAUGUUUUAGCCCUUAAAACUCUUCGUGCUAAAGAGUUGGGUGCAGAGGAAGCGUUGGCAGCUGCCGGAGCGGUUGUGCCAGUCACAUCCAUGCCUCCUCCUCCUCCAGCUGGAAUGAUGAGUUCAUAUCUUGAUAUGGAAGGCGAUUCCGACGAUGAUAACAUUGAAGGAACAGUACCCCAUUCAUCGACCAUAUCCAAAGCUGAAGGACGCGUCGACCGUAACCGAAGGCGAAAGCAGCGGAAGAAAGAUAAUCGUAAGGCUCGACGGGAACAACAUGCUCUUGUACUGCAACAACGAGAAAAAGAAAAGGAAUUGCCAUUGAAAGCACCUGUGCAAAAUGGUACAAGUGAUAAAAGCAAGGAGGAAGAAAAGGAAACUGAAAAGGUAGCUGAAGAAAAAGAACAGGUCGAAGAAAAGGAACCAGAAAAAGACACAAAAGAAGAUACUGACAAAGGAAAAGAUAGUGAGAAAGACAAACAACGGGCUAAAGCUAAAGACAAGAAAAAAGAAAAGGAGAAAAAGAAAGACAAGGCCAAGGAAAGUACUCUGAUCGAGGACGAACUUGAUAAGAUAGAGAUCGAAUACAUCCCGGAAAAGUUAACGAUCGCAGACCUGGCUCCAAUGUACCGUCAGUUCUACCGUGUGUUCGAAAUAUUCAAGCUUGAAACAAAACCGAAGGAAACGGCUAAAGCAGAGGCAGCAGAAAACGGCGAAAAGGCAGCAGCCUCCAAGAAACCAACCGAGAAGGACGAAGAUGAAGACGACGACGAUGAUGCGAUGGACGUGGACGACAAAGACGAGAAGGAGAGAAUUUCUAAGCGAAAAAUGAAAAAGUUAACGCGCUUAAGCGUGGCUGAGUUGAAACAACUGGUAGCUCGACCUGAUGUAGUUGAAAUGCACGAUGUAACGGCUCGAGAUCCGAAGCUGCUGAUUCAGUUGAAGUCGCAUCGCAACACGGUGCAAGUGCCCCGCCACUGGUGUUUCAAGCGGAAAUAUCUGCAAGGAAAGCGAGGUAUCGAAAAACCGCCUUUCGAGCUGCCAGCCUUCAUCAAGAAAACGGGCAUUAUGGAAAUGCGAGCUUCACUGCAAGAAAAGGACGAAGCCAAAACACUGAAGGCCAAAAUGAGGGAACGUGCCAGACCCAAAAUGGGAAAAAUUGACAUCGACUACCAGAAGCUGCACGAUGCCUUUUUCAAAUGGCAAACUAAACCUCGCAUGACGAUCCACGGGGAUUUGUACUACGAGGGUAAAGAAUUCGAAACCAGGUUAAAAGAAAAGAAGCCUGGUGAUUUAUCCGAAGAACUACGAGUCGCAUUAGGAAUGCCAAUAGGGCCUGCUUGUCACAAGAUUCCGCCGCCGUGGUUAAUCGCUCAGCAACGCUACGGGCCACCACCCAGCUAUCCUAACUUAAGGAUUCCCGGUUUAAACGCACCGAUUCCGGAAGGUUGUUCUUUCGGUUAUCACGCCGGUGGUUGGGGUAAGCCACCGGUCGAUGAAAAUGGUAAACCACUGUACGGUGAUGUAUUCGGCAUGAGUGCCAGUGAGCAUGAUAAUGGGCUAGGCGAGGAGGAAAUCGACCGAACACAAUGGGGUGAACUGGAAUCUGAAUCGGAAGAAUCAUCCGAGGAAGAGGAAGAAGAUGGCGAAGACUUAACUGCACCACCCGAUGAAAGCGGACUUAUUACGCCGGCUGAAGGUUUGGUAACUCCGUCAGGUUUAACAAGUGGCGUACCGGCCGGAAUGGAAACUCCAGACACAAUUGAACUACGCAAGAAGAAAAUUGAAAGUGAAAUGGAGGACAACGAGACUCCAGUUCUUUAUCAGAUUAUACAGGAGAGACGUAAAGAGCUCAUCGGAAACGCGAUGAUGGGAUCUACGCAUGUGUAUGAUCUGGCCGGAGCGACUGUUGCCGGUGCCGCCGGUGGAGGAGUCCGCGGUGGUCGCGCCGGAGCAAUCGAUCGCGAAGGUAUGGUUGAAUUGGCACUGGAUCCUUCGGAAUUGGACAUGGAUAAUGAAGCGAUGGCGCAACGGUACGAACAACAGAUGAGAGAGCAACAAAGCCAUCUCCAAAAGGAAGAUCUUUCCGAUAUGUUGGCGGAGCACGUGGCAAGACAGAAAUCUAAACGUAAACGUCAACAGACGGACACUACUAGUAAGCAACAAAAGAAGUAUAAAGAGUUUAAAUUCUAAGCCUUCAAACGCUGGUUAUUAUUAUUUGCAAAUGCUAUCAUAUAUGUAUCUUUAAUAUAGGAAAGUUUCCUAAUAAAUACCGGAAUAUUAUGC